AUGCCUCCCGUUGCCACUGAGAGCGUUGCUGCCGAUGCAGCUACCAAGGCGGGAGCCCCCGCCUAUGUCAGUACCAUGCCUGCCAAUGAUUUCAACUGGCAAAUCACACUAGGUCAAAAAGUCGUCGCCAUCACAGGAGCCAACCGCGGUAUCGGUCUGGGUAUCGCAGAAGUCUGUCUAUCCAACUCGGCCAAGAAUGUCUACUCGCUGGAUAUGCUGGAGCCUGGGGAGGACUUCGCCGCCCUGCAAAAGCGCUUCCCCAACUUCAAGUACAUUCAAACAGAUGUUACCUCUGAAGAGAGUAUUGAGAAGGCAAUCAAUCAGAUCGUUGAGGAGACUGGCCGUAUCGAUGGAAUGGUGGCCAAUGCUGGCAUGACAAAACAUCAGCCCGCUCUGAAGUUUGAGCGUGCUGAACUGGAGAAGCUGUUUCACCUUAAUGUUUUUGGUGCCUACUUCUGUGCCCAGAUCGCUGCUCGGAAGUUCAUCGAGCUCGGAAUCAAGGGCUCAAUCGUGAUGACUUCCAGUAUGACAUCCUACCGUCCUAAUCGCGCUGCUCCCUCCGCUCCCUAUGGAGCCACCAAGGCUGCUGUUCGCAAUAUGUGCCACACCCUCGCUAUGGAAUGGAGCAAGCACGGCAUCCGUGUAAACAGCAUCUCCCCCGGUUUCGUCCGCACCGCCAUGACAUACUAUGUUGAGACCGCGCCUGAUUGGGACUUGAAAAUGCAAUACUAUGGUGGAAUGCCUCGUCUUGCGGAUCCUCGUGAGCUUGGUGGUGCCUAUGUGUACCUUCUGAGUGAUGCUAGUUCAUACACGAGUGGAAUUGACAUUCCGAUCGCGGGUAUUGUUGGUGCGUGGUAA
This is a messenger RNA of Penicillium malachiteum, 858 nucleotides long. RefSeq lists its product as uncharacterized. Gene Ontology annotation, cellular component: intracellular anatomical structure. Bases 1 to 858 code for a protein of 285 amino acids. Gene Ontology annotation, molecular function: oxidoreductase activity, acting on NAD(P)H, oxygen as acceptor. NCBI's taxonomy places the organism in Eukaryota, Fungi, Ascomycota, Eurotiomycetes, Eurotiales, Aspergillaceae. The transcript is spliced from 3 exons. The record is from RefSeq and is a predicted model, not a curated record.